Messenger RNA from Camarhynchus parvulus, 2045 nucleotides. Its product is annotated as kelch-like protein 24. The record is from RefSeq and is a predicted model, not a curated record. Gene Ontology annotation, molecular function: protein binding. NCBI's taxonomy places the organism in Eukaryota, Metazoa, Chordata, Aves, Passeriformes, Thraupidae. The transcript is spliced from 3 exons. Bases 49 to 1695 code for a protein of 548 amino acids.
GGGCUGCAUAAGACUGAGUUAAAAUUAACUGCCUGGCAGUAUACAAGUAUGGAGCCUGCACAAGAGCCACAGGAGCUGGGACCUCAGACAGAAAUGAUUGCAGACACAAUUCUUGAGGUUGGAGAGAGACUCUUCCAGGUCAGCCGUAGGGUGCUUUCAGUACACAGUCGAUAUUUUGAAGCCAUGUUUUUUGGAGGAGCAAGAGAGAGCUCUGAACAGCACAUAGUGAUCAAAGGGAUCGAUGCAGUGCCAUUUCAGGCGCUACUUGAGUUCACUCGCACAGCCCAAGUGCUCAUAGGUCAAGAAAACGUGACCAGCUUACUGGAAACAGCUGAUUUUUUUCAGUUUGACAGGGUGAAACUGUUGUGUGAGAAAUUUCUGGAGAGAGAACUGCAUGUUUCAAACUGCCUGGGCUUGAUGACCUACUCACAGCAAUUUGCCUUUACAGAGUUAUAUGUGUCUGCUAUGAAUGUGGCUCUCACUCACUGGGGGGAUGUGAUAUGCCAGGAAGAAUUUAAGGCAUUACCCAAGGAAAUGCUGGUGCAGCUCCUGAAGAGUGAUGACCUCUUCAUUUCAAGAGAGGAUGUGGUUUUUGACAGUAUUAUGAUUUGGAUAAUGGACGACCCAGCAACAAGAGAGGAAGAAUUUCUAGAUUUGGUGGGCGAAGUCAGGGUCACUUUUCUGAGUUUGUCCUUCCUCGAUAUCUUGGUGAAACGCAGCAAGCAUGCUGGAGAGACAGAUAUCUUCUCCAGACUAAUAAAGAAGUUAGACAGCUGUCCCCCACCCAGCUGGCAAAAUCCGAAACUGUGUCCUUGUGCUGGCCGGAGCUAUGAUACCUUAUAUGUCCUGGGAGGAAAGCAUGACAAGGAACAGCAAGAAUUAUUUCUCUUUCAACCUAAAACAGGGACCUGGCAGGCUUGUUCUCCACUGCAGCGCAAGAACCUCACCCAGUACGCAGUGGCAGCAGUAGGGAGCUUCCUUUUUGUGACAGGAGGAUAUUUCCGGGAUGAAUUUGUGUGGUACAGUGUGGAUUGGGUGCUCAUCUACAACUGCUUGGACAAUUGCUGGCUGGAAGGGCCAGCCAUGAAGAAGUCCCGCAACAGCCACUGUGCAGUAGGAGUAGGGCUCUACUUGUAUGUCCUCGGAGGGAGCACAGAUGAAGGGAUAAUCCCAGCAGUGGAGCGCAUGGCUUUGAUGGAGUCAGAGUGGGAAAGCAUGAGUCCUAUGGCUCAGCCUGUGGAGAGAGGCGACGCGGCCAGUGUGGGAACCAGGAUCUAUGUGGUCUGUGGCCUGGAUGAGAAUGGACAUGUGUAUGAUGGAGUGCAAAGGCUGAACACAGAGACAGACAGCUGGGAUGUCAUCUCAUUCUCCCCUCUUCCAAGGUAUGACCUCUGCAUCACAUCCCUGAAUGGGGCUCUGUACACUGUAGGAGGGGAAGCUUUUCGAUUUGAUGUGGAGACAGAUGAAUGGACCCAGGUGAAUGAGGAAUGCUUGACCCAGAAGUUCUUCAUGGGAUGCAGCACCGUGAAUGGACAAAUUUAUCUCCUUGGACAGAGGAAGGGAAACAGCACCCUCCCCAUUGCAGUCCUCUUUGAUCCCUACACUGAUGUGUGCCGGGUCAUAGAUAACAAACUCCCUUGCCCACUUCCUAUUCAUGGCUGUGUCUCUGUGCGAAGAUUUGAUACGUGGGCAUAAGAGUGGAAGAUAGGUACUUUACAGCUGAAGGGAGUUAGAUUGCAUCAACUUUGGCCUGUGACAUUUAAAAAAAUUUAUUCCUUUGUAAUUUUACCUAUUUUUUUCUACUUGACAAAUGAACUUGAAGCAAAAGCCAGUGCAAACUUUGUCUACACAAAGGCUGCAGGUCAUUAUCGAAAAUGGUUAUUGGUAUUGUUACGGUAUAUAAACUCCUUAGGGUUGAUGCUUAGUAAAGGGCUGUUCUGACCUUUAACCUCUGUCUCUCUGUUCUUUGAACAACUGGAAAAUCACUGCCUCAUUGUUAGAAAAUAUCACAGGAUUUAAAUAAUCAAAUGGGUGUCAAGGGAAUC